Molecule: messenger RNA, 701 nt
Organism: Portunus trituberculatus (swimming crab)
Lineage: Eukaryota; Metazoa; Arthropoda; Malacostraca; Decapoda; Portunidae
Product: kinesin-like protein KIF28P
Exons: 5
Coding region: 90-701 (203 amino acids)
Biological process (GO): microtubule-based movement; cytoskeleton-dependent intracellular transport
Cellular component (GO): kinesin complex; microtubule
Molecular function (GO): microtubule binding; microtubule motor activity; ATP hydrolysis activity
Source: RefSeq, a predicted model, not a curated record
UUGAUUGCAGUGUGUGUUGCAGGCGUGAGGAGAGCUGAGGCUGCCUGAGUGAGGAGCAUUGCUAGGGAAGGAAGGAAGGCAUUACUACAAUGGCUGAAGAAGAGAAUGUGAAGGUGGCGGUUUGGGUCCGGCCAAUGAAUAAGCGGGAGCUGGGACGAAAGGCCAAGUGCGUAGUGAGCAUGAAGGGAAAUAUCACCACGGUCACCAACCCUGAUGACUCGGCCGAUGUCAAGUCCUUCACCUACGACUACUCUUACUGGAGCUUUGACGGCUGCAAGGAGGAGCCCAAUGGCUACUUUGCCAAGCAGUCACCCAACUCCAAGUAUGCUGAUCAGAACACGGUGUACAAUGAUCUGGGAGGUGGAGUCUUAGCAAACGCCUGGGCUGGUUAUAACUCCACACUGUUCGCUUAUGGGCAGACAGGCUCAGGAAAAUCUUGGUCUGUCAUUGGAUAUGGAUCCAAUAAAGAGGAGAAGGAGUUUGAAGUGAGGUUUAGCAUGUUGGAGAUCUACAAUGAGGUAGUUCUUAAUCAUUCAUACCUUUCUCUGGUGGUUAUCCUAGCAAGGCGCAGGACCAGACGUAAUGCCCUUAUGCUUAGCGCAGCUAACGCAGCGCGAAACAUGAUCGACAACGUCUACUCUCAUAAUGAGGCCAAUAUGCACGACGGACGGUUUUGUCACGACCUGGAUGUCCAGCUGUAG